AUGGGCAAGCGGGCGUCGCGGUACUCGGUGAGGAGCAAGAAGAUCCGGCAGGAGAGCAAGAGCCUGGAGAAGCUGUUCGAGGAAGCACACGAGGUGAGCGCGGCGUUCCAGCUUUGGUCACAAAGGAGGGAGGGCGGUGACGGGCUGUACUUGAACAUCACGAGCAUCAAGAACAGGUAUGACAGGAGGUACGAUCUUCGAGCUUGCGGAGGGUAUCGGGACCUGUGCAUAUGUGUUGAGGUAGGAUGGACGGUCAACGCUAAGAACGGCUCAUGCACUUUCAUCCCGCUUAAGCAAUGGGACGAGACACUCAACCUGCGACGACACAUCUGCGAGGUCCAGGUGCUGCUAGAGGAGAUGUACACCGUGAAGCAGCAUGUGCACAAGGAGUACGUGAACUUCCGCAAUGUGCUAUGUCAGUAA
This is a messenger RNA of Guillardia theta CCMP2712, 423 nucleotides long. RefSeq lists its product as hypothetical. NCBI's taxonomy places the organism in Eukaryota, Cryptophyceae, Pyrenomonadales, Geminigeraceae. The record is from RefSeq and is a predicted model, not a curated record. The coding region runs from base 1 to 423 and encodes 140 amino acids. The transcript has 5 exons.